Pocillopora verrucosa is the source of this 1678-nucleotide messenger RNA. Its product is annotated as calmodulin. Lineage: Eukaryota; Metazoa; Cnidaria; Anthozoa; Scleractinia; Pocilloporidae. Gene Ontology annotation, molecular function: calcium ion binding; enzyme regulator activity. The record is from RefSeq and is a predicted model, not a curated record.
UGGGCUUGUUUUUCCCACGGAUAUGAGAGGAACAAACUAAGGCACGAAUGGCAUUUCUAUUAAGGAAGAUUUUAAAUCUUGAGGACGUUUCAGUCAACCAUACCUUACUGUCAGCGCUUAUCUAGUGCGACUUUGCAAAUCAAACCGUUAUUGUCAGUAGUAAUAGUAGAGAGAUUUAACCCUCAAGUGGUAAAGGUGCCUGGAUCACGUUUCUCUGCUGACGAAAGCAAUUGUUUGCUACACGGACAUCAAGCUUCCCUCUUGCGCACAACCCAGUGAUAACCAGUGGAUUCGGCAGAACAGUGGUCAAAUAAGCAACUUGUCUCAUGGAGUUGACGUUAACAGAAGGACAAAUAGCAGAUUUUAAGGAGGCUUUCUCGCUUCUUGAUAAAGACGGUGAUGGUACCAUAACCACAAAGGAGCUUGGGAUACUAAUGAGGUCCCUGGGUGAAAAUCCAACCGAGCAGGAACUGGAAGAGAUCAUCUUAGAAAUCGACAUGGACGGCAAUGGCAUCAUUGACUUCAGAGAAUUUCUCCACCUGAUGGACACCCGGAUGAAAGAAACAGACACAGAAGCAGAGAUACGAGAAAUGUUCAAAGUGUUUGACAUGGAUGGUAACGGGUUUAUAAGUGCUGAAGAAUUCAAGUGGACCAUGAUGAACCUUGGUAAUCAGUUGACCGAAGAAGAAGUCAACGAGAUCAUCAAAACGGCUGAUUUGAAUGGCGACGGACAAAUUGAUCUGGAAGAGUUUGUCAAAAUGAUGUCCUCAUGAGCCAGCACGUGCCAUUAUCAUUAUUUAAUGGUACAGAAGUUGUGCACUGGGCACUCAAGACACAGGAUUGUUUCUGGCAUCGUGCUCUGUAUUUCUCUGAACGUGUCUGUAGAAAUGAGUGGGACUCACACUAUCCAGAAGUUAUGAACUUACACAAUAGUGUGACAUUACAAUGUUCAAUCAAAGUUAAGGAUAAGCCUCUAGCAAUUGAUUAUCCUAAUGAUUUGUAUGUUUUACGUAACUUUAUAUAGUAACUGACAUAUGUACUGCAAGUGCCUUGGUUGUUCAAAAACCUAUCGUUUGUUGCACUGAUAAAACCGUAGAAAAUUGAAGUAUAUUAUAUAAAAGUAAUGGACCGCCCUUUCUAUCGGUUUACCGGCGUAAUAACCCAAUUGGGAUGUUGGGAGAACACAAGAAAAGUCGGUAAAUCACUUGCUUUAGGCUCUUGAUUUACCAACUUUUCUCGUGUUCUAACAUCCUAAGUGGGUUAUUACGCCGGUAAACCUAUCGAAAGUGCGGUCCAUUACCAGGACCUUAAGAAAUGUGUAGAGAACAGUAUGGAGAAUAUGCAUACUGAUGUUAGGCUGCAAACGGUUGAGAGCGUACACCUUCCAAUACCUAUAUUUUUAGCCUUUCAGUGAACUAGGUUUGUUUUAUUUUGUUCCCUUUUUCUAGCUUAGUUUUUUUCCUUCUUUUGUUUUUUCCUCUUUUUUUAAUCACUGGUUUUCUAAUUUCCAUUUCCAUUUUUUAGUUUUGUUUAUGUGCAACUGAGUAAGUUGUGUCUUUCAAAACUAAGUCGAUUUGGGAGCUAAAUGUGCUUUGUAAAAAACGCGUUUACGAUCUUCGUCAUUAUGGAAACGUUUCAGUAGUUUGAAAGAAAAUUUAAUUUGUUUUUAUGCCGAUCA